Messenger RNA from Adelges cooleyi (spruce gall adelgid), 300 nucleotides. RefSeq names its product EKC/KEOPS complex subunit bud32 (gene Prpk). Gene Ontology annotation, cellular component: EKC/KEOPS complex; cytosol; nucleus. The transcript has a single exon. Lineage: Eukaryota; Metazoa; Arthropoda; Insecta; Hemiptera; Adelgidae. Gene Ontology annotation, biological process: protein phosphorylation. The record is from RefSeq and is a predicted model, not a curated record. Gene Ontology annotation, molecular function: protein serine/threonine kinase activity; ATP binding. The coding region runs from base 1 to 300 and encodes 99 amino acids.
AUGCAUUUUUAUAAUGUCUUCCACGGAGACUUAACUACUUCCAAUAUUUUGUUAAAAGAAGAUGGCACUUUAAUCCUAAUUGAUUUUGGUCUAAGUCGGUUCAAUCCUAGUAAUGAAGAUAAGGCUGUUGACUUAUAUGUUUUAGAAAGAGCAUUCGUUAGUACACAUUCUUAUUAUGCAGACUUAUUUCCCGCCAUCAUAGAUGGUUAUACAGAAGCAAACAAAUCUGGUUAUCAAGCUGUCAUUAAUCAAUUUCAGAAUGUCAGAGCUCGUGGUCGUAAACGAUUAAUGGUUGGAUAG